This is a messenger RNA of Penicillium longicatenatum, 303 nucleotides long. RefSeq lists its product as uncharacterized. The coding region runs from base 1 to 303 and encodes 100 amino acids. The transcript has 2 exons. NCBI's taxonomy places the organism in Eukaryota, Fungi, Ascomycota, Eurotiomycetes, Eurotiales, Aspergillaceae. The record is from RefSeq and is a predicted model, not a curated record.
AUGCCACUUCGAACCUUACAAGACCCCGAAGAGGUUAUGGCUGCAAUUGAAGAUAGCCAAAAGCGAAUGAUUGUGCAUUACUGGGCUCCCUGGAUGGGAGAAGAGUCGCCAAUGUCGCCUAUUUUCAAGGACAUGGAUGAAACCCGUGGAGAGGAUGUUGACUUCGUCAUGGUGGAUAGUGGAUUUAUUCGUGGGCAUGACAUGCACGAAAUGCCCUUGACGGUUCUCUAUGAUCAUGGGGAGGAAAUAGACACUGCUCCAUUUGACCCCAAUGAGGUCAUGAGCCUCAUUGAGAGAGCAUGA